Messenger RNA from Asterias rubens (European starfish), 3055 nucleotides. Its product is annotated as ribonuclease H1-like. The record is from RefSeq and is a predicted model, not a curated record. Gene Ontology annotation, biological process: DNA replication, removal of RNA primer. Lineage: Eukaryota; Metazoa; Echinodermata; Asteroidea; Forcipulatida; Asteriidae. The coding region runs from base 90 to 1067 and encodes 325 amino acids. The transcript is spliced from 7 exons. Gene Ontology annotation, molecular function: magnesium ion binding; nucleic acid binding; RNA-DNA hybrid ribonuclease activity.
ACCAGUGAGACAUGUGAACACCCACAGAGGGGAAACAAAUCAACAUGGCGUAAGCUCUACACGACAACAAGCGACUCGAGGAUCAGUGAAUGAGUACUUCCCGUUUUUGUCGGGCCCUUGGAAUUUAUUCACAUAACAUGCCAAAAUUUGGCCACUAUGCUGUCAGGAGUGGACGGAAUGUGGGAGUUUUUGAGUCCUGGGAUGAAUGUAAAUCCAAUGUGGAUGGCUUCCAAGGUGCCCGGUACAAGAAGUUUGGAACAGCUCAGGAGGCUUGGGACUUUGUGAAUGCCAGUGACGAUCCAAAUCCUUAUUUCCAAAAAGGACAUCAAUCUCAGGGAGGAAAAUAUCACAAGAAUUAUUCUGCGCCAUCGUCGUCUAACUACAGCAAGAAAUCCGUAGCUGCAAGUUAUGCACCUGCUUCAAUAGGCUAUGAACCGCAACAGAUAAAAUACAUUCCUCAGAGCUCGUACAGCACCAAGAGAAAACACGACCUGGAACCUGAGUACGCAAGCAGCUCAUUUACAUAUCAAUCCAAGAAGAUAAGAAGUUCCAGCACUUGUUCAUCAUCAUCAUCAUCUCGUAGCUCAUCUUCUUCAUCUCCGCCAUUAGGAAUCGGACGGGCUGUUGUAUACACUGAUGGCUCAUGUGAGAGUAACGGACGUAGGGGCGCCAGGGCUGGAGUCGGUGUGUAUUGGGGAGACAACCACCACUAUAACACCAGUGAGAGACUAGAGGGAAGACAGACCAAUCAGAGAGCUGAGAUUACGGCUGCCAUAAGAGCUCUAGAAACGGCCAAGGCUAGGGAUAUCAAAGAGCUUACAUUGUACACAGAUAGCAAGUACACAAUGAAAUCCAUAACAGAAUGGAUGCAUCGCUGGAAACACAAUGGCUGGAAGACAGCGGGAAACAAAGACGUUCAGAACAAGGAAGAUUUAAAGACGCUUGAUGGUCUCUGUCAACAAGUCAACGUAGACUGGAAAUACGUGCCAGGCCAUGCCAAUAUCAAAGGCAACGAAGCAGCGGAUUCCCUAGCAAGGGCCGGAGCAAGAAUGGAAUCUACUAGAUGAUAGUUCAGUUGCAGCCACCUGUCAUAUAUCCUAUAUACAAUGUUGGUAAUCAAUACUGAAGUGUAAAAAGGGAACAGACUACGAACCCUUUUUAUUGCAACUUAUUGAAAGCCGUAAGUGCAAACCAAAACUGGAUGCUACAGUUCGUAAAAAUAAUGAUGGUUUUGUUGGAAACAAAGCGACAAAUCAUGGGAUGAAUGUUUUUGUUGAAUGGACAUUUGCAGAAGUGUUAAUUUCGGUCAUAUUAUCUGUUCAAACGAUUCAAUUCAUUCGGCCGUACAAGCCAAACAGGGCAGUUGUUAACGACAAUGGAAAGGUCUAUUGUGUUAUCCUGCCUUGCCUAGAUGUAAAAGGCGAAGCAAGGCGUCUGUUAAUUGUGGAGCGCCGCAACAGUGCAUGGCAAACCACUAAUAAAAUGACAAGGAUCUCUGGGUGUUGUAUAAAACAAAAACAAGUUAGUUUACUUGCCUCUUUUGACUAACUACGUAUAUUUAUUGUUAUGGAUUUAUUUUGUGUUCAAAAAUGUUUACUAAUGUUGGAAUAAAUCUUUAUGGAGUUGAGAUUAAGUUUGUUGACAUGCCUGUUUGUGUGAAGUUGUACAAAGAUGCUGCAGUAGAGGUAGUCUUUGUUUCAAGACGUUCAUUAUCACUCAAAAGCUUCCAGAUCUCACCCACACAUCACAAAAAAACGAGUUUGGGACUUCCAGAGAACGCCUCCCCUCUCUCGGUGAAUUAGUUGCGACGUGUGUAGUGUUGAGUGUAUGUAGGCACUAUGGUUUUUUAAUCUCAACAAGAACGUCCUGCACCAAGGCAACACAUGGCAUCAUACAAACACCUUCAAGGCUGAAAUUUAGUAAGGGGGGGGGGGAGGGUCAACAAGACUGCCGGGCUUGUAGCUCUAAAUUUAUUACAAGACUAGAUCCAAAAUGAGAAAUAAAAGGCAAUCUUCUGUCUUCGGCUUCCAAAUUUAAGGGGAUGGGUGAUUUACUGAGGGACACAAAAUAAUUACUGCAUGUCUAGUACAUGUACAUCCACUGUUUGAAACUCAACCAUGGUUUAGAAUGGUGCCGAUUCAGGAAUGCUUAGUGUCCGAUGACGACGGGUAAAUAGCCAUUAACUCCAUUGUACAUGUAAUGAACCUGUACACUGAAAAUGAUUCAUUCAAAUUAACUACAAUUUAUUUUUGUCUAUAUAUAAUUUUAUUGCAUAUGUUGAAAAUCAAACUUGCUUUAAAAAUGAAGGCAUUACUACAGAAACGGUGCCAUUUUACUACAAACUUGAACUUGCGUUUUCUUCCAACCUCUUAAAAUCACAAUGCAAGUACUACUAGCUAAGUAUACAUAGCAAAUUAGGAAAACCAUUGAAAGAUAAAAUAAAUUAUAAUGAGUUUGAUGAGGUUUUCAAACCUAGUCUUGACUCAAGACAAUGAUCCAUAGUGGAUUGUGAAUGUAUGCUCGUCUCGUUGUAAUAAAUAAAAGCACCCUCUAACGCAGAAGAGUAAGGGCUUGUGCAUUACUACGAGCGUACAUACACAAAUCCAAGAAAACUUCUCAAGUGAGGAUCAAACCUCAAGCCGUCUAUCUGUCUUCUGAUCUGGGCUCAAUUUCACAACGAGUUAGGACUAGUCCUGACCAUGGCUUAUACAAGUAUUUAAAAUAUUUAUGAUAAGUAAACUUUCACGUCAUGCAAACUAUACAUAGAUACAAAUUAAUACAGGUACGAUGUAAUUAUAGCCCAAUAUGUCUGUCAUCAUUGGUAAUUGAAGUAUUUUUCAAGAAACUUUCAGUUUGUGGGUUAGGAUUAAAAAAGGAAUAAUGGUUUUUAGAACCUGUAUACAGUUGUCAAUCUUCAACUGGCGAGAAAAAACAAGAGCAGAUGGUGACAAUAUUUUAAUUUGACAGAUUUUGUAUAAAACCACUGAAAUGAUCUCAGUUUAAAUGAUGUUUAAGUGAUAAUUACAAAGUACUCAUUUUAAAAUGUAAAUUAAGU